AUGGAUGCUUCAACUCCUCAUUUAGAGUGUGAACAACAGCAGCAGCAGCAGCAGCAGCAGCAAGAGCAGCAGCAGCAGCUGUCGGCUUCUAUUGCUAUAGCAGAUCGAUUGCUGGAGGCUCUUGAGUUAGACUACCAGCAGACAUUGAAUGCAAAAGUAGUUGAUUAUAAUAAUUAUAAUAACUGCAGCUAUUCAAACGAAGAAAAACAAGAAAAAGACAGUGCCUAUGAACAACACCAGACUGAUGCAGAAGCUGUAGCAGCAACAGAAGCCAGCGAAUUACGGUGUAUGUACACCCCAAUAUCAGCAGCAGCAGCAGCAGAAGAAGAAGAAGAGGAAGAAGAAGAAGAAGAAGACGAAGGAAAUAGAAGCAGACACACAGCAGCAACAGCAGCAGCUGCUGCUACUGCAGCAGCAGCAGAGAAGGGACAGCAGCAAAGAAGAGCAUGUAAAGGGGAUAAACCUUUAGAUGCUGCUACUGCUGCAUUUAUAAUGGAGGUUAUGAAUUGUCUCUCUCUUAAAGACCCCAGAGAGAACAGACAAACAGUAAAGAAGCAGCAAUAG
Eimeria acervulina is the source of this 564-nucleotide messenger RNA. RefSeq lists its product as hypothetical. NCBI's taxonomy places the organism in Eukaryota, Apicomplexa, Conoidasida, Eucoccidiorida, Eimeriidae. The record is from RefSeq and is a predicted model, not a curated record. Bases 1 to 564 code for a protein of 187 amino acids. The transcript has a single exon.